AUGGCGGUUGUCUGUGUUCCGAAUAUCCCCGACAGCACGAGUCAAGGCGUACAACUUGUGAAAUAUAUGUUUGGGGUUAUCACAGAACAAGUAGAUGAUGGAGCGAGGGAGGCCUAUUCAGAAUCAGAUAUGAAUAAAUUUCACGAUAUGCUCCUUGAAAUGCUACUGAAAUUCAUCGAGCUAGGUCCUGGCUCUGGCCAUUGUUUUAUUUGGAGAGAAAUUUUCGGCUGGAAACGAUUUAAAGACUAUUAUCAGACAAUAUCUAAAGAGAAAAACAGUAAAUUGUUAAAAUCGCUGAAGAAAGUAUAUUAUUAUAAAGGUGAAAGUGAUAUAGAUAAUAAAAAAUAUUACGAAGAACUACAGAAAGCCUUGUUGUAUAUUGUCGACCAUGCCAUAACGGAUGAGUUAAUUAAACAGAACUAUGAGGAAUAUUUAGAUAUAUUUAUGUUUUAUCAAACAGAGUUUUGUACAGCAGACCGGGCUGUUUUCAACCUCAUGCACACAUUAGCUAUUAAAUUAUGGUAUAAAUUUGGUCGGAAACCGUUUAAGGGAGUAACAGACCCGGACCUAUACAGAAAAUAUUUAAAAGAUAUGGAACAAAUCCUGUGUGAUGAUAAAGUACCUACAGAUGAUCACAUGAUUAAACAACUACGAUCCACGUUGCAAUACCCCAUAUUGGGCAUCAAGGAAGAGUCGGGUGUUUUCAGUGCAAUCUAUAUGGAAGUAAUGGAGUUUCUUCAAGUGCUAGCCAACAAGAAGACAGGGGUUCCCCCAGUUCUAUUUUUAGAAGAUAUAGGAUAUCUCUGGUUCCAUGUGAAUGCUGAUGAGCUGAAGGGGAAUAAGGCGUUUAUCUUUGAUGGAAUGGCACCAAAAUUUGCAGAAUUCCUGGAAAACCUGACAGAUUUUAGCUAUUGCGAUGUUCGGCUCGUGAAACCUGCAUUAAACAACAUUCUUGGACCUGUUAUGAACAAUUCCAAAGAACAUUGUGACCUGUGGAUAAGAAUACUAAAAGCUGCCCUGCCGAUACAAGGUUGUGCUGAAGCUGUUUAUUACGCUGUUAGAGAACAAGCAAAAUUCCUCAAAUGGAAGACUCGUCAACAAGAAGCUAAAGAAGUUUUUAUAGCACUGACUAAGAUUGAUGUAACCUACCCAGAAGAACGAAAGCGAAAAGAUACUGUAGAUUAUUAUACUAACUUUGCACAGUAUUUUCUGGAUCAGUUAAAGAAGGCUAAAGUUAUACCGGAACUGCUUGAGGAGUUAUCGGACUUCUGUCUUACAGUCUUGGAGGAACAGAAAGUCGUCUUGUAUGACCUUGCCUACAGAGUCGCUGACUAUUUUGACGAUUUAAAUUUUAAGAAACAUAAACCAAUGGUAAUGAAAGUGUUAAAAAGAGUAACAGCUUUAUUGCGUGUGGAUCAUGAGUUCGACAUUAAUAGAUGCUGCACCUUACAGGAAAUACAGUGUAAUUCAUUCUCCGCUAUCACGGAUUUUAAGAGUUUGGAACCAGAAGAUUUCGAUGUAUUGAUAGAUUUAUGUGAUGCUGCCGUAUCCGGAGAAUUUCUUACUCCAGACAAUACACUCGGCACUGAACAUUAUAGAAUUAGCUUCGUGGCCAUUUUGAAAACAUUUCAACUGAUAUCAGGUUCUACAGAUGUCGGUAAAAUCAAAGAUCUAAUCAAGAAAGUGGUUGACCUAUUGGAACACGAGGAGGAUGAGGUUUGCAGCAUGGCGACUAAUCAGCUGUAUUUAUUGUCGACUGGACAAGGAGGGGUAACUGCUCUGGGUCCACAUCUUCCGAAACUGAUAGAAUCAUUUAUAGAGAAGGAAGAAUGCAUGCUUUUGAAUACGAUAAAUGCUGUAUAUCCCGAGAAUGGCGAGUGUAUGGAGAAACAUUUCCAGGGACUGUUCGAGUUUGUAGACUCGGGUGAACAGUCUAUAAAAAGUAUCAUUCAACAAUUAUUGAUCAAGGUGGCAACUCAUCAACCUCAGCUGUUUACUGAAGAAAAUGUAGAUAAGGUAUUAGAAGUUAUGUUUGAAUGUGAUCCUAACUAUCAAGUCUCGUAUCUGAUGAUCAUUGAUUCACUAGCAACGAAAAAUAUCAAAAUCCUGAUGCAUACACUUGAUACCCUGCUGACAAAUGAAUUCAGUGAAUAUUGUUUCUAUUCGCUGUGUUCAGUCCUGAGAAAAAUAGCAUCUAAAAGCCCAGAGAAUAAGGCAGAAAAAGUAAUGAAUAAAUUUGUGAAAUUCUUGUCAGAACCAGAAAGUCAAAACACGAUAUUGGUGAUUACUGAAGUAAGGAACCUUUUGGUUUCCCAUAAAGCAUUAGUAGAGAGACAUAAACCACUGUAUGAAAAAAUCAGAAAUUCGGCUACUGACCAAAAUCUUCGAGAUCUUGCUACCAGUUUAAUAGAUCUUUUGGAAGGAAGAACUCUGUUAAAACUGGCUGAUGAUAUAGAGUAUCAACAAGGUGAAAUAGACAACCUGGAUGUUCGUGUCACAACUAAUGAGAAUACAGUAAAUGAAGUGAAAGUAGAAGUAGGAGAACAGAAGAAGGAUAUUAAAAUUAUCAGAAAAGAUGUUGAUGACCAGGGUGUAAAACUUAAUGAAGUUGGAGAGAUUGUUGAUGUGACGGUUAAAAAAGUUGAGGAAAUUGAUAUGAAGACAUUAUCACACGCCCCCUAUUGGUCCCGAGAUGUAUCUAAACUGCUGAAUCCGAAAGACGAACAUGAUUGGAGACUGCUAGCGAGUCGUCUGGGUUAUUCUAAUGAUGAUAUACGAGCAUGGUCUCAGCAAUCCGAUCCCUGUAUGGCAAUGUUAAAUGAAUGGUACGCCACCCACAAGACCAGUGAGGCGAAUUAUGGCAUCAUGAAUAACCUGAUUGAGAUGAACAGAACGGAUGCUGCGGUUAUUGUGGAGAAUGCCAUGAAAGCUGCUGAGCAAGUAGUGGAAGACGAAGAUUUUGAAUACGUCUCUCCGCCUCCGAUAUUCCUCAGUUAUCAAUGGAGUCACCAAGAGGAGGUGAAGCUUCUGAGGAAACAUCUGGAGAUGGCUGGAUACGAUUGUUGGAUGGACAUCGGCCAGAUGGGUGGUGGUGAUAAAUUAUUUGAGAAGAUUGAUCGAGGUAUUCGAGCUGCUAAAAUCAUCAUCAGUUGUACGACAGAGAAAUAUGCCAAAUCACCGAAUUGUAAUAGAGAGGUGAAUUUAUCAGCCAAUCUACGGAAACCAAUUAUACCUCUUUUACUAGAGAGUUGUCCGUGGCCACCAGAAGGCAGUAUGGGUCCAUUAUUCAGUGAGUAUCUCUAUAUACAGUUUUAUCAGAACAGUAAGGAAGAAGAAACCAAGGACGAUCGAUUCUGGCCGAUUCCAAAAUUCCAGGAACUGUUGAUGCAGCUCAAUAUGAACGGUGUGGUACCAGAUGAAAAGAAAGUCCAUAAAAUGUAUAAAAACUGGUGGAUGCCGAUAGUAGAGGAGAUCAAGGUUGAUAAAUCAAAAACGUUUGGUGGUGGUAAAAAUAAAACAGCUGUUACUAGUUCUACAGAAAAGAAGGAGGAUGACAAAUCACCGGAUGUGUUUAUCUCGUACCAAUGGGAUAAACAGAAGAAUAUUAUGUUAUUAUAUAAGAAAUUAACAGAGCUGGGUUAUCAUUGCUGGAUGGACAUCUAUCAGAUGGGCGGUGGAGAUUCUCUGUAUGAUAAAAUAGAUCGCGGAGUUCGUGGCUCUAAAGUCGUCAUAUCCUGCGUCACGGAGAAAUAUUCUCUCUCAGCCAAUUGUCGUCGAGAAGUCAGUUUAUGUGAUUCUUUAAAACGACCAAUCAUACCUCUUCUAUUAGAGAGUAUGACGUGGCCUCCCAGAGGACCAAUGAGCAUGGCUUUUACAGAAUUGUUAUACAUUGACGUUCAUUCAGAUCCUAAAAUUCAAGACACGUGGUCUGGUUCUAAAUUUGAUGAGCUACGAAGUAAGAUUGAGAAAUAUGUCCCUGACCAGGAAGUACAACAGUCUCAAAAGAAUGACGAGAAAGAAAAGCCAACGGAGCAAAAGGCCAGAACUAAAGAAGCAAGUGACCCGAUUAAGAAAGAAAAGGCUGAACCAGUUUCCAAGAAAUUGGAAGAAGAUCCAAAGGUCACCCAGGAACAAGCUGCUCCGCCGAAGAAAAGUAGCUUCGUCAAGAGUGCUACUCCAGGAUCUAAAACACAGAAACCCCCAGAGCAGCCCUCUUUAAGACCUGGACCUUCUCCCGAGCCGAAAGGAUCCCCUACUCUCUCGCCAGCACACACUGGAGCUCACAACAAUCCGCGAAAUGUUCGUCCAACUAGCGCUGCCUCUAAACCUUCUAAAAAGUCCUCAAAAGCAUGUAUAAUUGUCUAA
Molecule: messenger RNA, 4365 nt
Organism: Lottia gigantea (owl limpet)
Lineage: Eukaryota; Metazoa; Mollusca; Gastropoda; Lottiidae
Exons: 23
Coding region: 1-4365 (1454 amino acids)
Biological process (GO): signal transduction
Molecular function (GO): protein binding
Source: RefSeq, a predicted model, not a curated record